UUCAACUCAUUAGUGUUGAUCUCCUCCAUGGCACGUUCCAAGACAAAAUUACCAUUUGGAUUGCUUAGACUCUGUGUCAAAGAUGGCUUCUAGAAGUUAAAACGUGACAGAGAUAAAAAAAAAAUUAGCAAACUUAAAAACAGCUGAGAAAACAGUCACAUAAUUUCACAACGAAAAGAAAAGAUAUUGAUUAUUUGAAAAUAUUGAUUAUUUGAGUGGAGCUACAACGUAGUUAAAGAGUUAAAGAUGAACUCGACGACUUCAUCAAAUGGUAGCGAAGAGUCAGUUCAGGGUGUGUUCCUUCUUGGCUUAAUAAUCAUUGACUUCGUAUUUGCAACAAUUAUCAUGACUGCAAACAGCUUUCUCUUCUUCACAAUUUACCGCGACCCAUGUCGAUGUUUGCGUACGCCAAACGUUUUUCUAAUUGCAAAUCUCUCCUUAGCCGAUUUUUUUAUGGGAUUUGUCAGCUUUCUGAGAGGUUUCGAACUUACCUACAGGUAUCGUGGCUUAGAGGAGCUUUUAAUCGUCAACAUCACUCAAUAUUUCAUCGGAGCUGUGUCGAUUCUAGCUGCUGUGUCUACGCUUUUGGUGAUGUCUUACGAUCGGUAUGUUGCUGUUAUCAAGCCGUUUGAAUAUCCGCUGAAAGUGACGAACACAAGAGCGAAAAUCUUCAUCUUUGGUAUUUGGACAAGUGCGCUAGUUUUCUCCGUACUUCCAGUUUCAGAUGUGAGGAGAGAAACAUUUUUGCUUGCCUAUUGUUACUCUCAUUUCGUGAUCCCAUCGUUCCUCCUAACAACAAUUUAUGUGAAAAUAUACAAAACGAUUUCCCUUCAAAGAGAAGAGCUUAGAAAUGUUCGCGCCAGUCUGACAGCAGGGAGCAGAAGGCAACAGUUGGAGAGAGAGAACAGAAUGGUCAUGGCAUUUAUGAUGAUUCUUUUGAUAUUUUAAUUGUCAUUUUUUCCCUACUUCGUCCAGGUGCAGAUUCUAUAUUUUUGUUCCUGUCGGACCUCUUACGCAUACAGGGUUUAUUAUUAUGUGGCAAAUGAAUUUCUCUCAGUGAGCUCCAUGGUGAAUCCCUUUAUGUAUGCCUGGAGAAUUCCGAAGUUCAACCGCUCGCUUCGACUGUGUUUUCGACGCCAAAAUGCAAUCGGUGUGUUGAACACAUCCAGUACUUUGAACCAAGUCAAAGCAUCAACUCAUUGACUUAAUCGUAUCUUUCUAAUACUGAUUUUUAUUUAAUUCCUUACCCACCCCCUUCGAGGAAAUCCAAAAGUGUACAGAGUUAAGGUGGCCGCUUUACAAAUUCGACUUAGUUGAUAUAACCAAAUGACCUUGUUACCCCCACCGAAGAAGCACCACAA
Molecule: messenger RNA, 1361 nt
Organism: Stylophora pistillata
Lineage: Eukaryota; Metazoa; Cnidaria; Anthozoa; Scleractinia; Pocilloporidae
Product: melanopsin-like
Biological process (GO): G protein-coupled receptor signaling pathway
Cellular component (GO): plasma membrane
Molecular function (GO): G protein-coupled receptor activity
Source: RefSeq, a predicted model, not a curated record